GGGAUAUCUGCACCCAGCGGUUGCUUAGAGCCAGGAACUAGGCACCGACGUGCUGGACACGAGCCCUUCGGUCGGGCAACGGAGCUUUUCGGCAGGACGAGGCGGACAGAGGUGCGGGGGAAGUGGGGCGGGACUAUUUUUUCUCUGAGGCGGAUGAAAACUGACGGAAGAGGGCGGCACUGCGACGCAAGAUGGCGGCGCCCUGAGGAGCUUUAAGAUCGGAGGAGGCACAGAUGAGGACCCUGCUGUGACCCCCCUGCGUCCCGUCACCAGCGCCCCCGCCUGGAGAGCAGCAUGGCCCAUCCAAUCAAUGUGUGGGAGCAUCUCUACCUGCUGGAGUCCACCGACCUGCAACAACUGGACGACAUUCACAAGCUGAUACGAGAGCACCUCGCUUCAGAUCGUUCUCCAGUCCUUGUGAACAACUUGGUGGAUCAUUACCUGGAAAACAGUUCUGAACAAGCAAUGUUAAUCCUUUCUUUGGUACAAGAGCCCCAUGACAAGCACUUAUUGGAUAAGAUAAAUGAAUAUUUAGGUAAAGUAGCUACCCGUUUACCAACCCUGACACUACUGGGCCAUGUGAUUCGGCGCCAGCCAUCUUGGAAGCACAAGUUGUCGCAAGCACCUGUCCUGCAGUCCUUGUUGAAGUGUCUUAAGACAGACACAGAUGUCGUUAUUCUCACCACCGCGGUCCUGGUGUUAAUCACGGUGCUGCCAAUGAUUCCGCAGUCCGGGAAACAGUAUCUGCACGAGUUCUUUGACAUUUUUGGCCGCCUGUCAGCCUGGUGCUUGAAGAACCCAGGUCAUGUACCGGAGACUUGCCUUGUCCAUCUACAUGCCAGCGUGUAUGCCCUCUUCCACCGCCUCUACGGAAUGUAUCCCUGCAACUUUGUGUCUUUCCUCCGCUCCCAUUACAGUAUGAAGGAAAACCUUGAGACGUUUGAAGAGAUCGUAAAGCCAAUGAUGGAACAUGUUCGAAUUCACCCAGAGCUGGUCACUGGUUCCAAAGACCAUGAAUUGGACCCAAGCAGGUGGAAAAGGUUGGAAACCCAUGACAUAGUUGUUGAAUGUGCCAAAAUCUCUCUGGACCCCAAUGAAGCAUCUUAUGAAGAAGGAUACUCUCCCCUUUCCUCCCGGAUUCGACAAAGGCAGCAGGAUGCAGCUUUGAGCCCCUAUCCUGAGAUCUACAGCAACUAUGGAAGCAACUCCACCACGCCCUUUUCCACUCCAAAGCUUUGCACACAGGGGCCUAUAUUGCACCAUAUCGGAAACCAGGCCGAACCUGCACAGGACUCUAUAUGGAGCCCUAGCACCUUGUGCGGAAUGACUACACCCCCCAGCUCUCCAGUUAGCGCGCAGCCAGAUACCUUCCAGUUCACUUCCCGUCCUCCUGGUAAAGUUCUAAGCACACCUGGUGGCAAAGGAACCCCCAUGGGAACACCAGCAACCUCCCCUCCUCCCAUGCUUACCUCUGAGGACCCUAUGCCUGCCACAAAUGUCUCAACCACCUUAACACCCACCAGAAAGAAUGAAGUCUCUAGUCAGGAGAAACUCAAGCAACAGCUCCACAAGGGAGAGAAGGGCUCAGAUAAAACUCCCAAAGUUGUGAAGAUGGUGUCGCUGAGUGAACUUCCUGAGGUGAUCGAAGGGUUAUCUGUCAACCACAAUAACACUGAGGAAGCUGCUAUAUCCCAGGAGCUGUCUCAGAUCAUCAACCCAUCCGACCACGAGCCGGCUGUGCGCCGCGGGGGCUUUGAUUCACCUUUUUGUCCUCAGUCGGACAGUCAACCCACCUCUCAGAAAAAGAGCUCUUGUAAUGUCGCCCAGCCCCCAGAUAACCCAACUGCUAACAAGCUGCGCUGCAACGGCUCCCAGGACUCUUCAAAACAGGCGUUCACCCCCAUUGAGCCCCCCAAUGGAGAGGAGAAUGACGACUCAGGGAAGACACAGACUACUAACUCCAGGAACAUCCUUACCCCUAGCCCUUGCAAAACUCAGGCCCGUUGCAGAUCUUGUUUCAAUCCUGCCCCCUACGAGCACCUUUUUGAGCUGGCUCUGCCUAAAACUGCAAGCUUUUUCAUCUCCAAAAAGACAGAGGGGGUGUACAAGAAAUUCAAAGGGAGCAAUGAAGAAGGUGAAGAAAACAGCACUUCGGUGUCUCCUGCUGAGGUGCUUGACCGGCUCAUACAUUUAGGAGCGGAUGCACACACCAAAGAGCUGAACAAAUUGCCUUUACCCAGCAAAUCGGUUGACUGGACUCACUUUGGAGGUUCACCCCCAACCGAUGAGAUUCUCACGUUAAGGAACCAGUUGGUGCUGCUUCACAACCAGCUUCUGUACGAGCGAUUUAAAAGACAGCAACACGCCCAGCGCAACAGGCGGCUACUGCGCAAGGUGAUCAAAGUGACUGCCCUGGAGGAACAGAAUGCUGCUAUGAAAACCCUAUUAAAGAUGCAAGAAACGGACAUGCAGACAGCCAAGCAAAGCCUCGUACAAGAACAGGUGCGAUGCAGGAGGCUGCAGGAAGAGAAGGACACUAUGGUUUCUCAGCUUCACAGACAGAUCCGACAACUCCAACAUGACAGGGAGGAGUUCUACAAUCAGAGCCAGGAGCUACAGACUAAGCUUGAGGAUAGUCGCAAUACGAUAACGAACCUGCGCUCUGAACUGAAGCUGUCCAACAACAAGGUGUGCCACACAGAGCUUAGACUCAGCCAGGUGUCUCAGAAGCUCUCAAACAGCGAGUCUGUGCAGCACCAGAUGGAGUUUUUAAACCGGCAGCUUUUGAUUCUUGGUGAGGUGAACGAGCUUUAUGUGGAGCAACUGCAACACAAAAACAUCAACGCUGAUAAGGAAGUAGAGAUGCUGCAGGUGUCCUUUAGAAAAGAGCUGGAAAAAGCCCGCUGCAUGGUUGUGCAGCAAGGUCAGAGGCUCGAAAGUGCCCAGAGGAAAAUAGCGGAGCUGGAGACGCAGCUGGCCAAAAAGGAGGGGUUAUUCCAGGAGCAAAAGAAAUUCUUGGAAGAUGUAAAAUCGAAGCACAAAGGGCAGCUCCAGGCGGCAGAUAGCAAGUAUACUGCCCAGAAAAGAAUAAGUCAGGUCUUUGAAGUGGAGAUCCUCCAUCUGUAUAGCCAGCUUGAGAAAGAAGGUCUGUUCAAGAAGCAAGCGGAAGAAAAGGCUGAAACUGCAGAAGUUGCAGAGGAAAGGUUUGACAUUGACAGCGUGAGUGUUUCCAGUCCUGACGACUCCAACAAGGAAGAAAUGAAUGUCAGUAAUGGCAGCAAAGCCGCCAUGCACACAAGCGUUCUGUCUAGCGGAGGAAGUAGCCGUAGCGGAAGCAGCAGCAGCAGUCUGUCCACCCCAGAGAAAGGCACUAACUUGCCCCUCGGAUUUAGAGAAGCUCUAGAGUUACCUCCCAGCGGUCACCUCACUAUUGGCUCCUACCCAAACGCUAAGAGUAUUCUGAGUAUCCGGGCCCGUGAGUUGUUUCGUAACAAGAGUGAGAGCCAUUGUGAUGAGGAAGGAAUGAGUAGCCUUUCCGAGAUCCUGAAAACUGAGCUCUGCCAGGGGUCGGCCUCCGAGGUCGGGGUCUCCUCCGCAAGUAAUGUGGGUGGCACAUGCGUACGGGAUUUUCAAAUCAUGGACUAUGAUUGACUAGACACAUCAUGACCACAGUUAGGAGGCGCGCAAUCAGUGUUACCUUCCUUCUGGCUCUUGGCAUCUGAACCUUCAAGAAAGUCACGCUACUUCUGCAGUGCAACAGUAGCAGACCACUGGAACUGAAGGGGAUCGAGGAAUCUCUUUACGUCCCCCCCAUUACUUUAUUUCUCCCCCUCAUCUCACCUUUGUUCUAUUCCCCUUCUUGCAAUGAGCAGAUUGGGACCUACAAGGAAUAAACAUGUACCACGGCACAUCCAGGGACGUAAUGUUCUCCUAAAUCAGAACUACUUUUCCCUCCACAAUUAUCCAUUCUUGCUUGCCAGGUCCGGAUCGAUCAUUGCUCAUUGCAUCCUGAGCAUUUAAAUAAUGGAAAGAAUAUUUUUAGAUUUGAUUGACUUCCCCCUGCUAGGUCCAAUCUGCACCCCAAAAGCUAUCCUGCAACUAAUAAUUUAGGACAUAUCGCCAGCAUCUUGCCCCCUCCCAUAGGACGCUGGAAUACGGCAGCUCAGUCCAGCAUAUUGCUUUAUAGAAGUGGCCUUAUAUGUUAGUUGGAUGCCAAAUGACGUAAGGGACCAACCGUUUACCUGGGCUCAUCCUUCUUCAGAUUCUUAUAUACCGCCCCCAUAAGUAUCUGCACUUGUUGGCCCACAGCCCUGUCCCAAUAGAGAAUUUUCUAUUCACUGGUAGCAAGCAGAGCUUGCAGCCAGUUCCUUUCAUUGUUUCAGUCUGCAAUACAUUGGGACAGACCUAAUCAUGGAGACCUUUUACGUACAGAUCUGAAUAUAAAUUUCUAAGUUCGUCAGUUUAGAUGAUUGCACUUUAACGAAACCCCUAAGCUCGAAUUAAACACUACACCAAUGCACCCUACUGACCUUAAAGGAUCGCACGUUAAUUACUAAACUACUUAAACCACCCUCAUGACCUGUGGCUAAACUACAGCUCCCAUCUUGGGCUGUGUCACGGCAUGAUGAGAGUCGCAGUUUUGCACGGGUCGGCGAGUGUUACUUUAAGCAUUAACUCCUCACUUUCCCCCCACCUUUGUAUUAUGGCCUAGAUUUCAUGGCAGAAUCAUGAAUUUUACAUGCUGGAUAAGAGCAGCGUGCUGUAAAGUGCAACCAACGCCAUCAACUGGAUUCUCCUAACAGAAUGGGAGAUGCCUGUAAUGAGGCUCUUUCUGAUAGAUGGUUAUAUUUUUAUCAGCAUUUGCCUUCUAUCUAGUGAUUCCCCCUUUGCUGCAAUCAUGUAAGUACUCAGCAGGGAUGAUUUGGGGGCCGAAGGCAUCAUCGAGGUGCGGAGUGCCUCAGUGAUGCCGCUAGUUUUUAGUAGACUCGGUGGCUGCAGAAAUUGCACCGCUCUUGUCCAUAGUCUCUGUGGUAUUGCAGCUCAGCCCUAUUGAAGUAAGAUCUGCAAUACCAGACUUGGCCUAGAGUGGCGCCAUUUUUUGGAAGAAAGCAGCCAUUUUUUUUUCCUAUUAAGCCAUAGUGUCCUCUGUGGUCAAUACACGGUUACUGUCCGCUGCCCCACAAAGACAUUUAAUGAAUUUUUUUUUUUUUUUUUUCCUGCUUGGUUUAACCCUUGCCAUGUCCCGUGUUUGAUCAUUGACCAGCAGACUACGGUUCACAUCAUGAAACCACAAUCCUGCAAGCAGGUGGACAGGCUGCGGACACAGAGUAUUAGUCCAGAGCAGACUACAACCCCCAGGAGGUCUAGAGCUGUUUAAGACUAUUUGCUUGUGUUUAACUGUGAACAAAUAAAACAGAUUCUUCUUUUGCACUAUU
This is a messenger RNA of Bufo gargarizans (Asiatic toad), 5435 nucleotides long. RefSeq names its product TSC complex subunit 1 (gene TSC1). Bases 295 to 3651 code for a protein of 1118 amino acids. Gene Ontology annotation, biological process: negative regulation of TOR signaling; regulation of cell cycle; negative regulation of cell population proliferation. The record is from RefSeq and is a predicted model, not a curated record. Lineage: Eukaryota; Metazoa; Chordata; Amphibia; Anura; Bufonidae. Gene Ontology annotation, cellular component: TSC1-TSC2 complex. The transcript is spliced from 22 exons.